Messenger RNA from Pseudonaja textilis, 1022 nucleotides. Its product is annotated as waprin-Enh1. The record is from RefSeq and is a predicted model, not a curated record. Gene Ontology annotation, molecular function: peptidase inhibitor activity. Gene Ontology annotation, cellular component: extracellular region. Lineage: Eukaryota; Metazoa; Chordata; Lepidosauria; Squamata; Elapidae.
ACAUCUGACUUUUCAGGACAUCAUGAAGACAUUGACUGGCUUGCUUCUUGUGGGUCUUCUAGCCCUUUGGAUAGGAUUACCCUCUACGUCUUCCAAGAUUCUGUUUGGAUGUGGCAUUUCCCCAGGAAAUCCAUUUCCGUGCUCUUUACCUGGAAUUAAUCGUUGCAGGAAAGAUUAUGACUGCCCUCAAACCUUACGUUGCUGUAAUUUCAGAUGUAGCAGAAGUUGUAGAAUCCCACCAGUGCUUCCUUGGAGUUGCCCACGAAAUCCAUUUAAAUGCACGAGCCAAGGAAUACAUCGCUGUCGUUAUGAUUAUGAUUGUCCAGGAAGACAAAGAUGUUGCUACUAUAAUUGCUCUAGGAUCUGUAAAUAAGGCCAGAAUUUGACUCGGAUGACCAGAGAUUGCUUUACAUUGAAUCAAAGUGUACCAGAGAAAUCAAUUUUGCUUUGCCUGUUCAUGGAAAAGGAGACACAGUUGCCAGCAAAAUGCUUCUUUAUGUCAUUCUUAAAUUCUCACGAACUGUUCUCAUGAACAGUGAUUACAAAUCUAUGCACCCAUAUAGACGGUUAUGUUUUUCUGGGUUUGAAAUCUAUUAUAUAAACCUAAAAAUAAAAUAGGAUUCCCAGUCCACCUCACAAAAAUACAACUCUUGAAUGUAUCUCUGCAAUAGCAACUUUUUGAUCAUUUCAGAACUGAUGAUUAAUUUAUUUUCUUCUGCUGUCCAUUUUUAUGGCUAUGAAACUUUGACCAAUUCCACAAAUUGCAUUAAAUAAUCAUUUGGUUUAUUUGACUUUGCUAUGGCAUGAUGUAUGAGGUUGGUAAGCUAUGGAUUGUACUUCUGUGUGGAUUCAACCUAUUUGAUAAACCCUGGUUAAAACAAAUCAUGAUUUUGCUUGUUGGGUGAAAGUAUACUAAAAGCAAAGAAUAGAAAAAAGCAGAUACAGUGCAACCUUGAUUUAACAAACCCUUAUUAGCAGACCUUGAAUGCAACAGACCAAAUAUCCAUACUAUCUCUCUCCAA